AUGAAAGAUUUUUGCGUCGAAAUAAUGAAGCGGCUCAAUGUUCAACGAAAGAACGAGCAGUUCUCUGAUGUGGUUCUUGAAGUUGGCUCUGGGGAUGAUCUGGCUUGCCUGAAAGCGCACAGAAUCGUUUUAUGUGCAGCAAGUCCAUUCUUCUACAAUGCUCUUAACAGCAACAUGAAAGAAAAGAAUGAGGGAGUUAUCAGAUUAGAAAACACGAGCAAAGCUGCGAUGGAAGAAUUGUUAGAAUAUCUUUACACGGGACAUGUUGGCCUCACGCAAAGCAAGGCAUUCGACCUUCUAGAAGUAGCCGACUUUUUUGUCAUUCCAAGUCUGAAAGAGAUUACAAGCAAGUUCAUCGCACAAACAUUGUCUUCUUCCAACUGUCUAAUGGCAUACUAUUUUGCUGUUAAGUAUCAGUGCACUGAUCUGCAUUGGAAAGCGAGGGAUUUUAUCUGUAGGAACUUCAUGACAGUAGUUGAGCAGGAAGAUUUUCUGAAUUUAAGCAUAAAAGAGGUGGAAGAGUGGAUUUCAAGUAAUGAUAUCAAAGUAAGAGGAGAGGAGGACGUUUUCCAGGUUAUUGUUAAAUGGUGGGAAGCGAAAGAGUACCACGAACGCGAAGGAUUCUUUGAAUUCUUCCGUCAUGUUCGGUUUACGUGUCACGCAACUAUGUUUUCAAUGAAAUUUUGCCACAUUCUUUGGUGGCCGACAAUAAAACAUGCUCGUCAUUUGUAUUAGAAGCAAUGAAAGAUGUUUCAUCUGGCUCUGAAGAGUGUUUUUUUGCCCAGCCACCAAGAAACUGCCUGAAGACAUCAGAAAAUUGCCUUGUUGUCACUGGAAGAAAUGCAACAAUUUGUUAUGUUUACUCUGAAAACUCGUGGUAUGAGCUGUCAGACCAAUCCGUGAGCAGACAUACCAUGUGUGCUUCUCAUGGUAAACUGUAUAUUAACCAUCCUGCUGAUUGUAAAAUUAAAAGGUAUGACCCAGCAUUGAACUCUUGGGGGACUGUGAUUUCAUAUAGCGGUGGUCAACGGGGUGCAUCUUUAGCUAAUUUCCAAGGGUUUUUGUAUUUGAUUGGUGGAGCAGUAGGAAAUGAGCAUGCAAAGUGUGUGCAUAGGUACAAUCCUGACACAAACCUAUGGCAAAAGGUAGCACCCAUGAGCAUUUCCAGAUCUGGACCGUGUGCUGUAGCUGACAAGAAAAGCCUGUAUGCAAUUGGAGGUCGGACAAAGGAUCAGUUAGUGGAUGUGGUAGAAAGAUUUGACCCCAAAACAAACAUGUGGUGUAAAGCUGCCUCAAUUUGUGAAAAGAAAACCUGCCCUCAGGGAGUUAUGUUAAGGGGUAAAGUCUUUUUAUUUGGAGGCUUGACGAGCCUUACUUCAUCAGAUGUAUUUUCAAGCAUCAUUGAAAUGUAUGACCCAAUUUCAAACAUCUGGACAGCCAUUCAGAGCACAUCUGCUCCAAAGUGCUGUUUUAAUGCCACAGGUUUCAAAGGAACUGUUUUUGUUAGCGGUAUUUGGGACCAAGAAAGUUCAGAGAAGUAUUUCUUGAGGGUUUAUGAUGUUGACAAGAAUGAGUGGAAGCCUUGUGCAAAGUUU
Messenger RNA from Porites evermanni, 1595 nucleotides. The record is from the annotation of a GenBank genome assembly. NCBI's taxonomy places the organism in Eukaryota, Metazoa, Cnidaria, Anthozoa, Scleractinia, Poritidae.